AUGAAAAAAGCAGCAGCCAUGCCGGCGUCGUUGAAGGAGCGAUCAAGUCGGCUGCAGAUGUUUGCUCGACCCAAAUCCGACAACGACGUCAACACCAUCACAAACAUCGACGUGACCACAACUGCCGCAGCGCAGCAGAAUCGCGAGCCAGUGCGCUAUCAGAGCUCUGCUCCGGGUCUCGCGUCCGUUGCUGAGCGAAGGGAGCUGGCGGACAGCGCUCGAGUGCCUGUGCCGAAUGGAAUUGCUCGCCAGCCUGCCAUACACCAGCGGAGAUAUAGCCAGCCUCCGCCCGAAUCGGUGCAGCAGUCUCAUUCGCAAUCUCCAUCCAGCCGCCAUAUCGAUAUCUUUACCGGCUCCCAAUUGGGCGACAGCUUCAUGAAUUCAGGCCUAACGACGCCGAUGUACGAACAAUCAGAGGCCGAACCGGAAUCAAAGAGGAACACUAUCGCUGUUCCUGCCACUACAUCUGCUGCUCCCACUAUCAGAGCUCCUCCUCGCUAUAAUUUCGACAAGAAAUUUCCUUCCAGCGGCGGUCUCGCUUUUCAGAUUGGCGAGGAUCUGCGAAUGAAGGUGGUGCCGGUCUCGGGCUCCAAGCAUCUCAACCCCUCCUACAUGAACGACGGCUUUAAUAGAGGCGCCGCCAAUGGAUAUAGCAGACCCGCCCCCAACUAUCGAACAAACUAUACUCGACCAGAAUCAUCGCCGGAAAAACAACCCAAUCUGGCAAUGCGCGAAGUUAGGCUUCGGCAUGUGCCAAGAACAAAACAAAUUGACUAUGACGAUGGGCAAAAGAGGAGCGCAUCCCCUGCCUAUGACAGCAGGGGGCGAUUUACGAGGGGUAGAGAGGAGGAUACUCGCCCUGUUUCCAGAUUCCAAGGCCUGGCAGAGGUUGAAGUGGGAGGCAGAAGGAUAGAGGUGAUUGAUGAAGACGAGAAUGGAGACCAAGAUGAUGGCACGUCUACCAUAGGCGGCCGUGAGGAUGGACGAGAAACUUCGCGGAUGAAGAGACAUCUCUUAUCGCCCCAGCGAGCUGUUCUUGAGAACGCCUUUACAACAACGAUGCCACCUUUUAGGCCGUCAGUGCCAAAAGAUAAGAAGCGGAGAAGAGAGAGCCUUGAUUAUGAUGACAUGGCUUUGAGCAACAUGAACUACGCUGAAUUACAAAAUGAAGCAUUUGACUUUGACCCCUCCAAGGUAACGCCACAUGUUGGCACAGGCGGUGGUGCUGAUACUCUCAACGCGAAGCUGGAGCAAUAUCAACACCAAACUGAGGAAGAACAACACUCGAUGUUUAAGAACAUGAACGCCGAUGACUGGGAAGAAGCUGGUGACUGGUUUGCCGACCGGUUUGGCGAGAUUAUGCACAAGCUGAGAGUAGCCAGACGGAACAAGCGGCGGAUGAUACAGGAAUUCGAACAAGAGGCAGCCUCUCGGGAAGAAGAUGUACGACUGCAAACAGAGACAAUCGACCAGAAAUUGUCAAAAAUGAAGCAAGACGGCCUCCGCGUGGUCAACGCUAGGGAAGGUAACCAGCAGGUCGGCAAGUGA
Molecule: messenger RNA, 1548 nt
Organism: Trichoderma gamsii
Lineage: Eukaryota; Fungi; Ascomycota; Sordariomycetes; Hypocreales; Hypocreaceae
Exons: 1
Coding region: 1-1548 (515 amino acids)
Biological process (GO): nucleolar large rRNA transcription by RNA polymerase I
Cellular component (GO): RNA polymerase I core factor complex
Molecular function (GO): RNA polymerase I core promoter sequence-specific DNA binding; TBP-class protein binding
Source: RefSeq, a predicted model, not a curated record